CUUGGUGGGGUAGGCAGCGAGCAGGGGCAAGUCAGGGCACGAUGAUUGGCGGUCCAGCUUUUGAUCUCCAUGCAAACCCAAUGUCAUCAUCUGCAGGGGGCCCGCAAUCUCGUCUAGAUAAUCGGUGUUAAUUUGGAGGCAAUCACGGCCGUCAUAUUGCUAACAGCCUCAAUCAACACCAUCGCAUGUUUGCCAACUACCUCUUCAAGGUUGCACAAGGCUGAUGGUGUCGCUAGUGCAUGCGAUGCAAGGCUGAAAGGGCUCGUCAACGGCGAAACUUCCUCCAUCUGGAAGCUGUGGUCGGAUCAUCCGCCAGUUGAAGAAUUUGAAUCCAUCGAGUCGGAACCACACUACUCAGCAGCUCACUCGCCCAAACCACCCGAAUGCCAGCUGUCCACUCCGGCCGCUUCCCAAACAGCCUCGCGGCAUGUCCGUGAGCCAAGAUGAUUCUCUUUCUCAUAUAUGCUCUACUCCUCUGUCUCUUCGGCCUGGUAGCGCUCGCUGCGUACGCCAUUCUCGGUCUAACUGAGUAUGAUGGGCCGCCCGCAGGCUCGUCAGAGGGUCGUGUCUCCGUCCACGUCCUCGUCCUCGGUGACAUCGGCCGCAGCCCGCGCAUGACCUACCAUGCCCUGAGCAUAGCGAAGCAUGGAGGCAGGGUGAACCUGAUCGGAUACCUUGAGAGUCCCCCUCAUCCUGAUGCGGUGAAUAACCCAAACAUUACAAUCAAUUCUCUACCUUCGCCUCCCUCCAAGCCCCAAUCCAUACCAUUCAUCCUGUUUGCCCCUUGGAAAGUCAUCUACCAGAUCUACCACCUCACCCACCUGCUCGCUCACCAGUUGCCGCCCGCCCAAUGGAUACUCGUCCAAAACCCCCCUUCCAUCCCCACUCUCGCCGUCGCCGGCCUGAUCUGCUACCUGCGCAAGAGCAAGCUCAUAAUCGACUGGCACAACUACGGCUGGAGCAUCCUCGCCGGGACGCGCGGCGCCCAACACCCGCUCGUAUCCCUCUCCAAACUCUACGAAUGCUUCUUCGGCCGGCUAGGGUAUCUGCACUUAACCGUGACGCACGCCAUGGCGCGACAGCUGCGCCGCCCACCGUACUCGAUCGCCCAGCCCAUGAUGGCCGUGCACGACCGGCCCGCGGCCAUCUUCCAGCCGAUCUGGUCGGCAUCAGCCAGGGCAGAAGCCCUAGCGCGUGCGCUCCCUGACGAGGAGAAGGAACUCCUCCCUCGCCUGCUGGACGGCACCAUGCGGCUGGUGGUAAGCAGCACCAGCUGGACGCCCGACGAGGACUUCUCGCUCCUGCUGGACGCGCUGGUGCGGUAUGCUUCCACCACCACCACCACCGAGCCGGUGCCUCCAGUGCUGGCUGUCAUCACGGGCAAGGGCCCUCAGAAGGACCUGUACCUUGACCGGAUCGCCCAGCUCACCAAGGCGGGCCGCCUGCCCAAUGUCAGGAUAGUCACGGCUUUCUUGCCGCUUGCCGACUACGCGGGUCUGCUGGCCUGCGCAGACCUGGGCGUCUGUCUGCACAUGAGCAGUUCUGGCGUGGACUUGCCCAUGAAGGUGGUUGACAUGUUUGGAGCGGGCCUGCCUGUUGUGGCGUAUUCCGGUUAUGAGAGCUUCGGGGAACUGGUGAGAGAAGGGGAGAAUGGGCGAGGGUUUGAGACGGCCGAGGAGCUGGCGGAAAUUUUAGCUCGUUUGUUAAGUGACGGGGGGCGGGCCGAGGUGGAGACCUUGCGAAGGGGAGCUACCAGGGAGGGAAGUCGCCGGUGGGAUGAGGAGUGGGAUUCUAAGGUGGGGAUGGUCAUGGGUUUGGUAUCUUGA
This is a messenger RNA of Canariomyces notabilis, 1826 nucleotides long. RefSeq names its product glycosyltransferase family 33 protein. Lineage: Eukaryota; Fungi; Ascomycota; Sordariomycetes; Sordariales; Chaetomiaceae. The transcript is spliced from 2 exons. Gene Ontology annotation, cellular component: endoplasmic reticulum. Bases 444 to 1826 code for a protein of 460 amino acids. Gene Ontology annotation, molecular function: mannosyltransferase activity. The record is from RefSeq and is a predicted model, not a curated record.